Molecule: messenger RNA, 492 nt
Organism: Bactrocera dorsalis (oriental fruit fly)
Lineage: Eukaryota; Metazoa; Arthropoda; Insecta; Diptera; Tephritidae
Product: PI-actitoxin-Axm2b-like
Exons: 2
Coding region: 215-484 (89 amino acids)
Molecular function (GO): serine-type endopeptidase inhibitor activity
Source: RefSeq, a predicted model, not a curated record
UGUAAGUGAAACACCUGUUUCAUUAACAUACAGACAUAUAUUGAGUCAAAAACAAGUGUAGACACAUGACAUAAUAAUGAACAACUGGAAUUCGUACCAAUCCUUUUUUAAUCGAUUAUUUCUCGCAGCCAUUUUUUGCUUAUAAAAGCUGCUUGUGACCCUGCAAAAAUUAUCAGUUACUGAAAUCACAACAACUCAAUAACAAGCUACCAAUAUGAAGUUCCUUGCUUGCUGCUUAGUUUUGGCUGUCUUCCUUUUCCUGGGACAAACUCAAGCGCAAUGUCCGAAUGCGCCACAAUACUACAGCUGCUCGGGUGGCUAUCACAGCGGUAGAAGUGGCGGCGGUUGCUAUGGUGGCACCAGAUGGUAUUACAAUCCGAACACUAGAAGUUGUGGCAGCUUCUAUUACAAUGGCUGCGGCGGUAAUUCGAAUCGUUAUUGCUCAUACAGCGCCUGUCAACAGCGGUGUUAUUCACGUGGUUAAGAACUUAG